This is a messenger RNA of Fusarium proliferatum ET1, 2370 nucleotides long. RefSeq lists its product as uncharacterized. Bases 1 to 2370 code for a protein of 789 amino acids. The record is from RefSeq and is a predicted model, not a curated record. NCBI's taxonomy places the organism in Eukaryota, Fungi, Ascomycota, Sordariomycetes, Hypocreales, Nectriaceae. The transcript has 3 exons.
AUGGCAGUUCCUACCUGGAUCGACCUCCAAUUCGGAGCUCGGGGAGAGCUUCGACCCAUCCUUGUUGAGCACCGUAUAGCAUACAAAAUCUUUGAUGGUCAGGCCUUCCAUCCAAGACUGGUUCUCGCCAUUGGAGGCGCUGAAAAGCGGCAUUUCUAUCGAGCCCUUGAGCUCGACGCACAUGUACCGGGUAACGGGAUUUUCCUUCGCCCCGUUCAGCUUGCUACACUGGUUAUCGACUGUGAGCUGCACAACCAAUCCACACUCGGCAUCUGCGAACGGGCAGCCCCUAUGGGACACCAGACACGCCACACACUCCAUUGCGCCGUUACACCCAACAGUCCCCCGCAGAGAAUAUCGCAGUUCGCUCUUGACAUGUACUGGCAGUUGCUCUUUCCUUUCGCAUCUGUUGUUCUGCUAUUUGCGGACGAUCUUGGAGGCUUGGAGCCGGUGAUUGAGCUGCUUGUAUGUUGGACCCGGAGAGCAAGGCUCAAACCGCUGUUGUCCCCGCCAAGAGUCAUAGUUGUCUUUCACUGGCGUCAUCGGUCGAAGAUUGAGACUUUUGAAGUUCGCCUGCGCGCACGACUCACGGGCCGUGACCCAGCUGCUUCUACGUCUACUUCAGGAAUCAGUGCGCCGAUUCGUCUGGAUCAUGAGCAUGCAUUCGAAAGUGUUUAUCUAGUUCCGACCUGGAAAUUGUCCUCAGAAUUUCUCGUUCAAGUUGAAGAAUCGUUUGGGGUUCGAGAGAGCGCAGGAUUCGCUUUCAGCGGGGAGCAUACGAAAACUCUCCUCCAGACUGCAGUGAGCCAGUUCGGCCAGAGCUGUGGUCAACAAAUCGAUUUCCAUGCCGCGGUUCGUCUGCCGAACCCAAUUCCAGACCAUCUAGCGGAAGGUAUUUCUUGUCUUAUACAGGUGACCAACGAUUCGGACCUUGACCAGGUUGCGAUCAUCGCUUCCGCCCUGGACCUGGAUGCCCAUCCACCAGGCGCCCACUUCUUCCCCCCGCCAUUGACGUUCGAAAAGUGGUAUAACACCAUUCUUUCUCAAGUGGAGGAGGACACUAGACAAGCAGGGCUGAAAGGCCAAGUUCGAGAGAAGUUUAUCGAAUUGGCUAUGGCAAGAAAAGACGGUUCAUCGGCUUGCGCACAUUCUCGUUUGCUUGGCCAAUUUCAGUCUGCUUGGCGGUCAUGGACCAAUAAUUUUAUUUGCCUGCUGUGUCUGUCACGACCAGCAUUCAAUUGCCUGCGGUGCGAUCAUCGCUUUUGUGACACUUGUGUCAUAAUAAGCGGAGCACUACUACUAGCUAACUCUCCGGAGAUCCUUGUCGACCAUUGCCCCCUGUGUGGCCAACCUCACGGUGAACUAGUUCACCUACGGCCACCUACUGCUGGGCUGAGGAUGCUUGAGCUAGGGGGAACUUCCCAGGACAAAUGGGAGAUGCUCAAGUUCCUAAAGGAGCUACGGUCCACCACGGGGCUAGGUAUCUCUUUGCGGGAGCAGUUUGAUCUGGUGGUGGGCUCGGGAAUAGGGCUAUUCUUCGUGCAGACCGCAUUCUUGGAAGAUUGGGCACUAUCAGACUGCAAAUACCAUGUGAAGAAUCUCCGUGACCCAAAAAUCAUUGAUUCCAAAAAAUUUCUCGUCUCAUUUGGUAAGAGGCUCACGUGGAAGAUGGCUAAGACGAUUGGUAUGAAUGGACUGUUCGUUGUCUUUGUCUUGGAUAGCCAUCGAGCAUCGCAAACAAUUGAAAGGGAUGUGGGGGUUCGUGGCUUUCUGCGUCGACAGCAUAACGAUGUCGUUGUGCGCUAUAUGGGAGCCAAUUGCGAUAGCCCACCCCUGAAGCUUGCCGCGAGCCGCAUGAUUGCCUCAUUGUUUUACAUUGAACUUGUCUUCACUCCACACUUCUAUUCAACUCCCGAACGCGCGCAAGCCCGGCUGCUUUGCCGGCUGCCACCUAGCGCCACACUCAUCAGUUUAGUGACAGAUCUGCACGCCAGGGGCACACGAGUCAUUUUCUGGGGUACAGAGCUUGAGCCCAAUGUCGAGAGCCUCAUAACGUCAUCGUCGCUGUCUCGUUGCCGUCGGGGCGAGGCGUUCGUCAAACGCUUGGACAUAGAGGUUUGGAGUCCAGACUCGGAGCUCCACGUGGCGAUCGAUGAUGAUCUGAUGGGGAAACAUAAUGUCAGCCAUUGCCCUUAUGUACUCCGAGAGUUGAGUCAUGAUCAAGGUCUAGAUUGUGUCUUUGGAAGGAGCGAUCACUGUGGCAUUGAUACAACCAAAGAUGUAGGCACAACAAUCACGGAGGAAAUUGAUGAGCUCAGCGAGGAAUUAGGCCGGUUUGCGUCAUGGGACGGGAGUUGGAACUUUUUCUAG